Molecule: messenger RNA, 945 nt
Organism: Impatiens glandulifera
Lineage: Eukaryota; Viridiplantae; Streptophyta; Magnoliopsida; Ericales; Balsaminaceae
Exons: 4
Coding region: 1-945 (314 amino acids)
Source: RefSeq, a predicted model, not a curated record
AUGGAUUGCCAGAAGACGAAGGCACCCACUGUCAUUCCAAAGAAGCCUCCUUCGUCGCCGGCCUCUUCCAAUCGCAGAACCAAUUGUCCUUCCUGCGCCAAACCUUCCCUCUUUUGCCUCUGCGUCCGAAUUCAAAACCCCAAUCUCCGUAACUCCAUUGCCGUCACCAUUCUCCAGCACACCCUCGAAAAGAAGCACCCUCUUAAUUCCGCCAAAAUCGCCACUUUAGGGAUACAAAACGUUGUCGUUGCCUCUGUCUCCGAUGUUAACAUCCACUCCACUUUUUCCAUUCGUGUGAUGAUGGAAACUCAAAACCCACCCAAAAAAAGUUCAGAUUUUGAUGAAUCUUCAUUUUACUUUAACACCGCCAAAUACGGAGAGAUGAAAUCACCACCACUAGAGAUUAUCAAUCCUGAAUUGACAGUUGAUGCGUUGUCAAAAGGUCCAGUAGGAUCUAUGCUUCUCUUCCCUAGUGAAAGAGCAGUUGGAAUUCAGGAGAGGAGGAAGAUUGAUGGUCAUAAUGAAGUAAAGAAUUUGAUCGUUCUUGAUGGGACAUGGGCAAAGGAAAAGAGGAUGUACAAGGAGAAUCCAUGGCUGGAUCUGUUGCCCCAUUUGAAGUUGGAAAUGGAGAUGAUGAGUUUGUACAGUGAAGUAAGGAGUCAGCCAAGGGAUGGAUGCUUGUCCACCAUUGAAAGCAUUGUAUAUGCUUUGAAAGGCUUGGGAGAUGAAACUGAUCAUGGGCUGGAUGAACUAUUACAGGGCUUUGGAUCGAUGGUUGAAGAUCAAAGACGAUGCAAGGAUCAAAGAAGAUCAUUGACAGAUUUUUGUAAGAAAUAUGAGAGUGCCCCAACAACCAGAGAGAUCGAGAUGAGUAGUGAGAUUCAGGAGCUUUCUGGGCUGAGAACGGACAUAAUCGCCGUUGACAGUAGCCGCAGCAAUCAAUAG